Messenger RNA from Prorocentrum cordatum, 333 nucleotides. NCBI's taxonomy places the organism in Eukaryota, Dinophyceae, Prorocentrales, Prorocentraceae. The record is from the annotation of a GenBank genome assembly.
AUGGGGGAUGAUUUCCCCGACCUCACGGGCUACGACGAUGACCGGCUCCGUGAGUUCUGUGCUGGCCGCCAGCUCCCUCUCCAGUUCGUCAAGCAGUUCGUGCAGACGCAGAGGCAGAUCUUCGAGGCGGCCGAUGAGCUGGCUACGAUCAAGAAGCGGCCCCUCGAAGGCGCACUGGCAGAGCACGAUCAGCAUCGAAUGGGGGAGCUCAUUGCCCAGCAGACCGCAGCCCGUGCGACCGAGCGCCUGCGGAGGGCCAAGGAUGCAGUGGGCGUUCAUUUGAAGGACUUGUUCAAGGCUGCGGUCCAGCAGAUGCCAAUGGCUGGACUUUAG